Molecule: messenger RNA, 564 nt
Organism: Microthlaspi erraticum
Lineage: Eukaryota; Viridiplantae; Streptophyta; Magnoliopsida; Brassicales; Brassicaceae
Source: the annotation of a GenBank genome assembly
AUGGAUGAAGAAGAAGUAAAAAUUUGGGACGGAGCAUCGAGAGGAUGUAGCCACACUCAUAGUUGCAACCCUCCAGGUCCAGAGGAUGCUUCUCACUCACACAUAUGCUUCCACACUCACACUCAUCUCAUCAUCCCUGAUCAGCAAGAGAAUGAUCAUUCUGACAGCAGCAACAAGAAACGCUCAUGUGGGAACAGAGAGGCAGUGAGAAGGUAUAGGGAGAAGAAGAAGGCUCGAACUGCGUACCUUGAAGACGAAGUGAAGAGAUUGGAAACUCUCAACGGACAUUUGCUUAGAAAGCUUCAAAGCCAAGCAAUUGUGGAAACCGAAUUCAUCAGACUCCGGACUCUUUUGGUAGAGAUGCAGGGGAUGAUUGAUGGUGAACUUGCCGGUUUCUCAUUUCAGAAACAAUGCAACGAUUCUGGUUUUGUGUUCAAAGAAGGUGGAUGCAACGUAGCAACAGAGAAUGUGAUGUGUGAAGCGGCAAGAGUCGAGUGCGAGGAGAGCCAAUCACUAGAUGCUAUUCACUCAUUUGUUCCCCAUUCACCACCAUUCUCACGUUAA